AUGGCUUGCGUACACUUCGCGGCGUGUGCAGCUAUUCUCUGCAUCAGCGCUCAGAGCUUCAUAAUUGAUCCGUCGACACAUGUUUCCCGCUGCCAGGCUGCCCGUUUAUCACGCAGGGAGACUGAGCUACCAUCGAAAGCAAGACAAGACGCUCUACCACUACCCAUCUCCAUGGCAGUAUUACGCGAUGUGCAAUUGGAGAGGGCGGUGGAGGUAGUUUGUGCUCUGUACGAGGAGGGAUUCAAUAUGAUCUCGGUCACCGCAGACACGAAGAGUUUCAGCAAGAUACUCCGGUCCAUCCCCAGAAGUUUCUUUCCAGACUUGCUUCUUGGUGCAUCAUCCGUCACGACCCUGGACGAGGUGGACGUGGCCUUUGCUUGCGCGGUAAAUUUUGUAAGCAGCACUUCCUGCGAUCCUGCAAUUGUGAAGCGAACGAGGGAUCUGGGCAUGGUAAGCAUACCAGGAGUAUCGACUCCUGCCCAGGCAGCAUCGGCAGUCCAAGCCGGGGGGAGUAUACUGAAAGUGUAUCCGGCUACCAACGUCUCGCCAAAUCAGUGUCGAGAUAUUGUAAAGUCGAUCAAGACGUCGAACAUCCCGGUGGUGAUCAGCGGAGGCGUUGAACCUGACCAAUUACAAGCGUACUUCAAGUCCGGCGCAUCCGGGUUUGCUGUCGGUCGAACGCUGUUUGAGCCUGAGAAAAGCUCAGCCGAAAUUGCAGACAGAGCCCGAUACUUCUUGCUUUCGUGGCCUCAAAGGAGUGGACGGCAUCGCCACGUAGUCGAAUCGGAGGAUGCUGGAACCGUCUAGUCACGACCCGAGCACGUAAAAUCACGACGGGGAUUCAAGACAAAGGGUCACGCACGGUUGUGGCAGAGGCGUGUCAUGUGGCAGCACAACACGCCGUGCCCGGUUACCAUUUCCCGAGUCCUUUUUUUCCGUUUGGCAAGGAGGCAGUGGUGAGUGGUACGCGGAUACCGGCUUGUGGGGUCUCGUCGUGGUUGUACCUAGGAGAGACCCCGCCAAGGUCGCUCUUCAUUCCUCGUGACUGGAAGGCAUCGGCGCAACCGAGACCCUGGAGAUUGGAGCCCGAGCGAGCCACCCCAGAGGACAACAAAGUUGGACGUGGAAUAUUUUUUGGUGUGCGUUGUACGACAAGUCGGGCGUGUAAUCUAUGGAUGGAUGGAGCUUGUCUCAAAGCCGAUGGUAGGCAUGCAAGGCAAAAUCGAGUUUCGGCAGUCCGAGGCUGUGUAUCGAAGGCCCGACCACCAGUCGGCAACGGGCGGGAAUCGUGGGCAGGAAUGCGAUUCGACGGUGAGGGUCGUUCGUGUCCGAAUCAGUGUGCGUUAAUGACCCUCCGCGGUUGGAGAGCUCAUGUUUUAUCCCACACAAUCGUUGUGUGGGUAAUCGGGAGUACGAAGAGGACACGUUGGAAUGAGGCAUGCAUAUCAUAGACCGGUUAGGAAGUCGACAGGCGGUCUUGCGUACAGUCAUGCCGGCAUUUGUUGCAUAUUUGGUAUUUUUUAUCCUGUUUUUUACCCUUGCGAGAUGGAAAAAUGAACAUAGGUACCAGUAGGUUGCUUUGCGGGUGUAUAUCCACCGAUAGUGUGGGAGGAUACGUGCGGUGGUAGUUUGCAAAAUACGUACACUGGUGCAACUGAUACGGGUGCCUGCCCCGUAGUCACAGGUCGUCUUUUUUUGAGUUGCCCAGGAGCUCGACCGAUGGAGACAAGAGGACAAGGAGACGCUCCACUCAUGUAUAGUGGGAACGUGGGGAGCCCCCUACACUAGGACACCAAGGUCUGUACAAAUGUAUUCAAGUUGAGU
Molecule: messenger RNA, 1824 nt
Organism: Ectocarpus sp. CCAP 1310/34
Lineage: Eukaryota; Phaeophyceae; Ectocarpales; Ectocarpaceae
Source: the annotation of a GenBank genome assembly